This is a messenger RNA of Suillus plorans, 1341 nucleotides long. RefSeq lists its product as uncharacterized. The record is from RefSeq and is a predicted model, not a curated record. The coding region runs from base 1 to 1341 and encodes 446 amino acids. The transcript is spliced from 4 exons. Lineage: Eukaryota; Fungi; Basidiomycota; Agaricomycetes; Boletales; Suillaceae.
AUGUCUGAAUCAUAUAAUCGUCUGCCCUUUCCAACCUCGUCCGAAGAGUUUGCACUCCCAUCAACGUCGAGCGUGGUAUCUUCUACAUCAGCCGACGAUGGACUGCCGAAUCCACUGUUUUUGAGACUGCGACGACCGACAUUACUCAACAAGUCAUCGUACUAUUCAGACAAAAGGAUACAAAGUCCGUUGGCAAUUUCGUUCACCGUGGCCUCCAGAAGACGAGGGAGUAAUGGCGAAGAAUCGGAAAGUGACCGAGAGAGAAUGUGGUCUGAAAGCUCUCCAUCAAGCAGCUCAGGAAAUCCAACACCCCCAAUUACUCUUCCACUAGAAGGAGAUGACGAAAGCAACGCUAGCACACGCAGUGGUGGGCCCAGUCCCUCAACACCGCCGCCAAGUCGCAAUCUGAGCACAAAUGCACUACCAGCCAAUGCUGGAGACACGCCUAUCCCAAUAUUGCGCCGUCCUACUUAUCCACUGAAGCCUGCGCGCAUAUUGAAUCUGCUAGCAGAACCACGUCCAGAAGAGGACGAACUUCAGUCUGAGGCAGCUUUCCAACGCCUGUUGGCAUCGCACUCCGACCUCCCCUCGCAACCCCGUACACCUCGUGCACCCUCAGACCGUGGUCGCUAUCCUGAAGAAGUGGGCCACGAGGAUUCGCACGAGGAUCCUUUGAGUGACGAUGACGACGACGAUGUCCAGGGCCUUUUUGCCUUUGAUAUACAGAACGAAACAAACAACGUCAAGCCCUGUACCCCUGCUCAGAGUGUAAAUGGGGAUGAUUUGAACAUGUCCCUGGCAGAAAGCCCGAUGGGAGUGGCUAUGGAUGUAGAUCCCCCUAUGGUAUCUCCCUCCAUCAUUUCCACGCCCAUGUCUAUUCAAUGGCGAUACACGCCACCACCAACCACAAGCGCGGUGCGCUCGAACAAACGUAAAUUGGACGACAGAUAUGAUCCAUAUCCUACAUCUGCGAAACGCCGUGCUGUAUCGCCUUCCAUAUCAUACUUGCGAGAAACACACCCCUCACUCGUGUCGUACCCUCGGACACCUAGUUCCAGGCCUCCAGUCCCGAUUCCUCUUUCUAUCCCUCCAUCCAAUUCUAGUACUUCAGCCACCUCAUCACCCACCGUCACGUCCGGUUACCCUUUCCAAACUUAUCCGAGUUCACGGCAGGUAAACCUGGGAACCAUGAGCUUAUCUUCUAGCCCUGUACUUCGGCCUUCUUUAGGGCUUGUGAGUCCGAUUUUACGGCCGAUUCUGCGGACGCGGAGAGGAGCUGAUGGCGAGGAAAGGGAGAUCGAAGGCGCAGGCGAAGCCGUGAAUGGAUUAUCACUGGGCUGA